Messenger RNA from Trypanosoma cruzi, 1143 nucleotides. Its product is annotated as trans-sialidase, putative. NCBI's taxonomy places the organism in Eukaryota, Euglenozoa, Kinetoplastea, Trypanosomatida, Trypanosomatidae. The transcript has a single exon. The record is from RefSeq and is a predicted model, not a curated record. The coding region runs from base 1 to 1143 and encodes 380 amino acids.
AUGUGUUUGUUUGGCAUCGUCGAUGCGGUUGGGGACUUUUUGAAGAGUGUUGUGGCGUGUGCCUGUUGUCUCCUCAUCGGUAGCCCUGCGCUCAUCAUUACAGGCAGCAUACUUUUCAGUCAACGGGACCUUCGAAAAGCUUUCAGCGAUGCCGUGAAGGAAUUUAACCCUAAACCCAUGAACGAUUGGACUGGGACCAUUAACGAUGUGCCGAUUACUCUGAGACGCGAGUCGCUAAAUGUCAAAAGUGUGGAUGGGGCCACUUCUGUCUUUGCGGAGGCUGUUGUUUCCGUUUCUGAAGCGCCGCCAACGGAGCUCCCAGUUUUCGUGAAUGUUAGCGCCGUGUUUCCUUUUCUGCGAAAGGCCCCCUUCAUUAGUGUCAAAAAAUUGUUUUACAGAUGUUUUUCGACUGAAUGCAAGUACGGCAAGGAUGAAAAAUGUAAGCGUGAAUGUAGAAACUUUGAGGCUAAAUGUAUUGGUAUGGGCGGCGUAUUUGUUUUUACACCGACUCCGUGCAAUGUGGGUGAAGUUUGCGGAGAGUGUCGGCUGAUUUUCUACCUCAGGCAAUUGUACCUUGUUGUUCGUGAGAUCGGCAACGAAAAAUACGUCGAGGACACCAAGCUCCGAAGUGCCAGGUACGCUUUUGGCGAUCUUGACAACGAUUACCAGCCUGGAAUACCGAGCACCGUUAAAGUGCGCCUGUACAGCAGCAAGGACCCUUACAUUGCCCUGCAGCGCUUAACAAAGGGAACCAAUGAUUUAGGUUUGAAUCCGCGCACCGUUGGUAUUGUGCUGAUUGUUCUUGGGUGCCUAUUCUUGAUGCUGGAAAUUGGUGUCUGCACAGCGCUAAUUUGCUACUGGACGCGACCAAAUAAGAAGUCUUUGGGAACUCCACUAUAUUUGGCCCCUGCAUCUCAAGGAAUCUUGACUUCAGGUGGUCCUGGUGAUACCGCACCGAAUCCUUACGCACAUCUGGCGGAGCAAACGAGACAGGGAUACGCAUAUGGUCAACCGCUGCCGCCAGGAUACGACUACGAUCAAGAGGCACCUCCAGCGGAGCAACAGGAUCGUGAGUAUGGAGUUUCGUUGUAUACUCAGGACACCCGUGGAUCCUUUUCCCCGCCGAAUGCGGAUAAUAAGUAG